This is a messenger RNA of Orbicella faveolata, 2588 nucleotides long. RefSeq names its product lysosomal acid glucosylceramidase-like. Gene Ontology annotation, biological process: glucosylceramide catabolic process. NCBI's taxonomy places the organism in Eukaryota, Metazoa, Cnidaria, Anthozoa, Scleractinia, Merulinidae. Gene Ontology annotation, molecular function: glucosylceramidase activity. The record is from RefSeq and is a predicted model, not a curated record.
AACAUCGUCUCGUGGGAAACUGGGCUACAACCGACUUCGAAAGGAACGCCUGUCGCAAAAUGUGAGAAGUGUUUAUGUUUCUCAAUCAUUUGCGAUCCAAAAUGUCGUUGUUUUCAACUUUUUGCUCAUUUUUGGGACUCCUUAUUGCUUCUACGAGCGCUUUCUCUCCUCCGAAGUAUUCUACAUGUAUCAGCAAAGAUUUUGGACACGGAGGGACUGUUUGUGUCUGCUCGGAAAAGGACUGCGACUCGUUCAGCGAAGGAAGUCCUCUCUCGACGAAAGAAUAUGCAGUUUACACGAGCAGGAAAGCUGGAGAUCGUUUCCGUUUGACGACAGCAAGGUUAAAUAAUAGUUUUAAUUUGAAAUCAAAACAAACUGGGGUACAGUUGAUCGUGAAUUCAAGCGUUACAUUUCAAAAGAUACUUGGCUUUGGAGGCGCAUUCACAGAUGCUGCCACUAUUAAUAUUCAAAAUAUCAGCACAACCUUGAAGCAGAAACUCCUUUCUUCAUAUUACUCAGUGGAAGGUAUAGAAUACGCUAUUGGUCGCAUCCCCAUGGCCAGUUGUGAUUUUUCCACAAGACCAUACUCCUACAAUGACAAUGUCGGUGACCUAGAGAUGGCCAACUUUAGCCUUGCAGAGGAAGACUUGAAUUUUAAAAUCCCACUGAUAUUAAUGGCAAUGAAGACAAGUAAGAGAAAUAUCACAUUUUUUGGAAGUCCAUGGUCCGCCCCUGCAUGGAUGAAAACAAAUGACAAGAUGACUGGGUUUGGUCAAUUGAAAGGCAAUGCAGGUGAUAAAUACCACAAAGCCUGGGCUUUAUACUUUGCUAAGUUCAUUGAGGCCUACAACGACAAAGGAGUAAAGAUCUGGGCAGUUACAGUGCAAAAUGAACCUUCAGAUGGAUUUAUUCCAUUUUUUAGUUUCCAGUGCAUGGGAUACACAGCUGAAAUGGAAAGAGACUUCAUCAAAGAGGACUUGGGUCCAAUGUUAUCACUGCAAGGUCAUGCUGAUGUGAAAAUCAUUAUGCUUGAUGAUUCGCGACCUUUUUUGCCAUCCUGGGUAGACACCAUUCUCAGUGAUCCAGGGGCAGCUAAGUAUGUUGCUGGAAUUGGCGUCCACUGGUAUGAGGACAAGUACAUGCCUGCUAAAGUUCUCACUGAUGCUCACAACAGAUUUCCUGAUCAGUUCAUUCUUGCCACUGAAGCAUGUGCUGAUCCCCAGACCUCCAAACCACCAAGAGUCAGUCUAGGGGACUGGUCAAGAGGAAAUCAGUAUAGCCAUAGCAUCAUUGAGGACCUAUCCAACUGGUCUGUAGGGUGGGUGGACUGGAACCUAGCUCUUAACAUGGAAGGAGGACCUAACUGGGUGAAGAACUUUGUUGAUUCACCAAUCAUUGUUGAUGCAGAGAAUGGAGUAUUUUACAAGCAGCCAAUGUUUUAUCAUCUUGGUCACUUCAGCAAGUUUGUGCCUCCAGGCUCACAGAGAAUAGAAGUGAAAGCAAGUGAAGAGUCUGCACUUCAAUUCAUUGGAUUCAUUACUCCUGAUUCCCUGAUGGUUGUUAUUGUCCUCAACACAGAAGACCAAGAAAUUGCUCUGCAAAUUCAUUCUGAAGAUGGUGUGAUCAAUGAGACUGUUCCACCAUCUUCCAUUCAGACCUAUAUCUGUUAAACCCAGCCACAGGCUUCAAAUAGCCAGUGUCAUAGACAGUCUAAACCGCUGGUAUAGGAGAUUUUGCGACACAUCCAGCUACAACCCAGGCUAGGUUCAUAAGGUGUGCCAAAUUUUGUAUGGAAAGUUUUGAAACUCUUAAUGAGCCUUGAAGCCAGACCAAGAAAUUUGUAAUAGAUUUAGGGAUGACAAAAAUUCAAUUGAACCGCAAAUGUAAUGUAGGAUUAUGGGGAAAGCAAUGCUCAGAGGGAGCCAGAUUAUUAUUGAUUUUGAAAAAAAUAGUUAGCCAGCCUGCACUGGUAUAUUGAGAAGAUUAUGCAGGCCUUGAGCACUGCUUGAAUGUUUUUGUGAUGGUACAGUUACAUGUUUAUAUAUGAAGGAUGUUCUGAUCUACAUUGUGUGUAGUCAGUCAAAGAUGUGACAGUUGUAUGAAUUGUGGGCAGCUUAAAAAAUUAAGAACAUCUUCAUGCACUUAUUAGAGUUUCUGCACUGUCAAGAGCCCAGCCCAUCAGCUCUUUGCUCAUCAGGUUCUGAGAGUUCAUUGUCAUUAUCACUGAUAAACAAAUCAGACGUAGUGCUGUUACUAGCAAGUGCAGAUUCUUGCAAGCUGGCACUUUCUGUUGUUUCUUCAUUUUUGCCUCCCUUUUCAAGGUGUCUAAAGAAGGUUCCUGUAAGAAAUGUAAAUAAACAAUAAUAAUUUUUAUUAACACUUGAAUUGAGAUAGCAAUAAUAAUUUAUUGUGUGACUCUAAAAAGAGUAGCCUAUGCAUUGCCAUACUCUAGAAGAAUUAUUACUUUGAGGUAAAAUUAUCUGACAUAAUUAUAUUAAAAUUAUUAUGACAUUUUGUAUGGUUUACAUUAAAAAUCAACGUCGAAAAUUAUUUAUAAUAAAAUUCAUAAAAAUGAUCAUUGAAAUCAA